UUGCGAGUGGCACAACCACUGGCAGCUUCCGAGGCUGUGCCCGGAAGACGCUCUCGAUCGUCACGUGACUGGGGCUGGUUUCCCGGCCGGAGCAAAAGCGCGCGCUCGCAUUGCUAGGCAACGGUGCGGCCUGGGCCUCGCCGAGUGGGCCGCCUCCAGUUAGCGAGGGGAAGAAAGGUCCAUCAUACGUCCGUGUCAUGGGUGCCACUCUGCCUGCCGUCGCCGAAGAACUGCUGAAAGCGAUAGAGAAAGCUUUUGGCGAGACGUCCCAUGUCCCCGACGAUCACCUCCUGGCGCUUAAAUUCAUCUUCGGUGCUUCCGCGGUCCCUGCCCUGGACCUGGUGGAUCGCCGGGCAGUCACACGGGUCGUGUCUCCCAGUGGGAGGAUGGUGUACCAGGUGGCGGGCAGCUCAGGUAAACGCUACACCUGCUAUGCUUCGUGCCACUUCUGCACCUGCCCGGCCUUCGUGUAUUCGGUCCUGCGGAAAGACGAGACCCUGGUGUGCAAACACCUCCUUGCCAUCUACCUGAGCCGAGCGGUUGGAGCCUGCCAGGAGCUGACGGUCCCAGAUGAGCAGCUGACCCGCCUCUUGCUACCGGAGAUGGAGGAGGGAAGAUGACAGCUGGCCCUGGAGAAAUGGAGAUCGUGGUGGACACUGUGCUGCACUGGCGAAGGCGUCCCAGGCGGCCUGGGCCAAGCCGGGUUCACGGCUGAUCAUUGUUCUUCCCUCCUCCUGAGGGUACGUCCCGUCCUCUCCAGAGGACAAUAGGAACUUGCUCUUCUACUCAGCUGGGAGUGUUCCUUGGCUGCCAUUCACGGAGGAAGCCGGCGUAGGUGUUGCCGUGUGCGGCCCGGAUUAAAACAGGCAGGUGUGAACCUUCCCUUGAGAGCAGCUA
Molecule: messenger RNA, 897 nt
Organism: Varanus komodoensis (Komodo dragon)
Lineage: Eukaryota; Metazoa; Chordata; Lepidosauria; Squamata; Varanidae
Gene: ZSWIM7
Product: zinc finger SWIM-type containing 7
Exons: 7
Coding region: 198-620 (140 amino acids)
Biological process (GO): double-strand break repair via homologous recombination
Cellular component (GO): Shu complex
Molecular function (GO): zinc ion binding
Source: RefSeq, a predicted model, not a curated record